UAAUAAACUUCAGAACAAAAGGAAUAUUUAAGAUAUUUAAUAUUAUUUCCUUAAGGUCGAUUUCAUCAUCUGUAAGACUCACACCUAAAAACCUAAUGGAACAGCAUUUUCCAUUAACAGGAAGCAAAUUAACUAGUGCAUCAUUCGUUGCAGCCCACAUUCUUUUCGUUCCAAUGAAAUAAAAACGUUGAAAAAAUAAUCAAUCCCAAUACGAAUCUUCAGGUACUUAUUUAAAUAAAUGAUCAGGACGAUCGGUCCUAUUCCAAUAGGAUAUCUGGAUACGUGGAUGGAUUAAAACAAUUUGCAUUUCAGCAGGGGAUGUUGUCCAAUGGCCCCCUGGUGAUAGGGUGUAGGAAGGAUUUGUAUAAAAUCAAGAACAUUGUCUGAUAUCCAGUCACAACUAUGAAUCGUUUUAUUUGGUUCAAUUGUAUUUUACUGCUGUUCAAUACUUUUGAUGGAAGUGCUGUGUCUCUGAACGAUUAUGAGUUGGUCGAAUUCCGUAAACCACAUCAUAAGAAGCAUUAUCCAGCAUUUUAUUCGUGGGAAGGGUCAACAAUGAAGGAAAAAAGAGAACCUAUAGACGAUGAAUAUCUUAAAUUCCCAGAUCUCGACAGAAAAUCAUUUUCAUCAUGGCUUCUAAGAAUGAAUGAUGCUGGCAGAAUAUUUCCCAGUAGAAUCAAUAGGGAAUCAAAUGAUAACGAACUAUCCUUCACAAAUGAACGAUGGCUGGAUAUCGAUUUGGCUUCAAGAUCUCCUCCUUUUGCACCAAGAUUGGGACGUAGAAACGUAUCUCCCUUCAUUCCACGUCUAGGAAGAGAUGAUAAACUCACGUUUAUCUAACAGACGUAUCCUCUUCCAAAUUGUGUAUUCUUCAUUCAAUAAAAUACAUUAUCACAGUGUUCAUUAAUUUCCUAAACUAACUGCUGAACUGCAUAUAUAGCUAAUUUGUUAC
Messenger RNA from Harmonia axyridis, 952 nucleotides. RefSeq lists its product as uncharacterized. The transcript has 3 exons. The record is from RefSeq and is a predicted model, not a curated record. NCBI's taxonomy places the organism in Eukaryota, Metazoa, Arthropoda, Insecta, Coleoptera, Coccinellidae. The coding region runs from base 403 to 840 and encodes 145 amino acids.